AUGCGGAGAAAACCGCAGACACACCCAUUGCUACCUGUACCCAAUGCGAAGAAGAAGCCAAUCCCGACGCCGGAGAACCACCCGCUCUGGCAAUUCUUUCGUCCAGACAAGCAGACCAUGACGUCGCCUGCAGAAGAUGCCAAGCAUGGUCGCAGCUGGACCGCACAAGAGUUGCGUCGCAAAUCCUUUGACGAUUUACAUGCUCUAUGGAUCAUCUGCUUGAAGGAGCGUAACAUAAUGGCGACGCAGAGACAUGAACGGAAGCGUCAACAGCUGCCAAAGGCUGGUGCAAAGGAAGCGUCCAAUAGAGAUUGGACAGUAAGGCGGACGAUGGCCGGCAUCAAAUUUGUGCUGAAUGAACGCUUCAUCGGCUGGACAGAAGCGGUCGAGCUGGCGAAGGCAGAAGGGCUCAUCGAAGCUCCACCUCAAGAACAGCUCGAGACGCCAGCUAUACAGGAGAAGGCAUAUGAUGCUGUAUUGCAAGACUCGGUUACCCCUGCCAGAGAAGAGCGCGUCUCAGCAUAG
Messenger RNA from Protomyces lactucae-debilis, 525 nucleotides. Its product is annotated as mitochondrial 39-S ribosomal protein L47 (MRP-L47)-domain-containing protein. Gene Ontology annotation, molecular function: structural constituent of ribosome. Gene Ontology annotation, biological process: mitochondrial translation. The transcript has a single exon. Lineage: Eukaryota; Fungi; Ascomycota; Taphrinomycetes; Taphrinales; Protomycetaceae. The coding region runs from base 1 to 525 and encodes 174 amino acids. Gene Ontology annotation, cellular component: mitochondrial large ribosomal subunit; mitochondrial ribosome. The record is from RefSeq and is a predicted model, not a curated record.